AUGAUUUUACAAGCAUUUUGCCUGUUUCUUGCAUUCCUUCAUCAAGACACCUCCGCAUCGACCUCCGAAUGCGACUCGUCCAAACAGCUGGUCGUGGCGGUUUUACCGGAUAACGAAUACUACAAGAAUAGUUUUCCCGAUAUUGAAUAUUUCAUUGAACAAAUGGCACAAGGAACGCGCGGUUUGGACCACUUUAUUGUUUUGUACUCUGAGGACUGGGACAAUGAAUUCUACGAGCAAGGCUACGACUCCGUCUAUGGAGAAAAGCGCUCAAUCUUUGGUUUACCAUUUGGUGAUAACACAUUACGCAUUGUUUCCAACUACAACCUAGAUCUUUGGGCGAGAGAUUUCGGACUCGUGGUUCCUGCAGAACAAGUAAAAUUCACAUAUCUACCGGAAUACCUAAAGCCGAAAGAUGCGGAAUUUUCCGACGCGCAGUUCAAUGGAUUAUUAAAGAAUUUGGGUAUUAAAGUAACCCACAGUGACAUUGUGCUGGAUGGCGGGAAUGUUGUGGAUAACAACUGGGACAAAGCUAUCAUUUCGGAGAGAAUUUUAGAGGAAAAUAAAGGGAAAACCAAGCAGGAAUUGAAAAUUGCAUUAGAAAACCUGCUGAAUAUGAGUAUAGCUUUCAUUGCAGAUCCAGACGAUACGACUGGUCAUUCUGAUGGUAUUGUCUCGUUUAUCGAGGACGACGUAGUUCUCAUCGGCGACUACAACGAUCCUGAAUACUACACCGAUGUCGAGAACUCAAUCAAAACCGCCUAUCCUGAUGUUAAAAUCGUCAGACUAGGAUGCAAAGUUGCCACAUCUAGUGCGACAAGUGAUAAGAAUUGGCGUGGAUUUAGCUCUGCUGUUGGUAGCUAUGUGAAUAUCCUGGUGACCAACAACGCAGCAUAUGUACCGCAGUUUGGGAAACCAAAGUGCGACAAGAAAGCUCUCGACUUGGUCAAAGCUAAUACCGACAAAACAGUUGUACCGAUCGACACAUCCAAGCUCUCUCACAUGGGUGGAAGUGUGCGGUGCAUGACGUAUCAAGUCGAAACCUGCAAUCCAGUUGCCAAGCGCCUGCUAAAAGAAGCCCGUAGAAUGAUGAAUGGUGACUAA
Messenger RNA from Paramuricea clavata, 1104 nucleotides. The record is from the annotation of a GenBank genome assembly. Lineage: Eukaryota; Metazoa; Cnidaria; Anthozoa; Malacalcyonacea; Plexauridae.